Kwoniella mangroviensis CBS 8507 is the source of this 1446-nucleotide messenger RNA. RefSeq lists its product as uncharacterized. The coding region runs from base 1 to 1446 and encodes 481 amino acids. NCBI's taxonomy places the organism in Eukaryota, Fungi, Basidiomycota, Tremellomycetes, Tremellales, Cryptococcaceae. The record is from RefSeq and is a predicted model, not a curated record. The transcript has 2 exons.
AUGUCUGCUGAUACUGAUUCUGUUGAAAAAAGAUACCUAUCACUGCACGAGCGAUACAGCGUUUGCAGGCGCAAUUCAACUUUCCCAGCCGUCGUUGUGGUCGUCAUCGCAUAUUCAAAGGCUUCGGCUCUCCCCUCAACUUCGUUCCUCGCACGACGAAUCACUGAGCUACAACAACAUUUCCCACUACUGUACGCCAGUGUCGAAGGUGCACGAAGCACCAAACCAUACUUUCAGAGUCGAAAGGAAGUAUGGCCACCUUCUGAGAUUCUAUUCCACACUACCUACACACCCUCAUCCGAUGCGAAAGAAGAACUUGGACAAGUAUUCUGCGAAGAGCCCGAUGUAUUAGCUAAAAAACAAGAUUUCUACUCUGGUCCGAGUUGGCAAGUCCGAAUACAUACCCAUCCUGCUCAACCCAGAGCAUAUCUGACAUUGGCGAUUGAUCAUAUCUAUAAUGACGGUCGAGGUCUUCUUGCCCUUCUCGGUUGUCUUUUGGCCGAUGAUAUAUCCUCAUUACCAUAUGAGAAACUCUCCAGUAUACCCAGAGUAGAAGAUACCGUCGAUAUGAAACCUUCAUUAGGGUAUUUCCUCCCAAUCGUAUUCGAUAAAUUGCUAUUACCGAAACUACCUAAUUUCAUACAAUCAUAUUUUAAGAAAUCGCCCACUUGGCCAUCGACAAGUAUCCGACAGGGUCCCAUCGAUUUACCAGCUGGUCAAUCUAUCAUUUCAAUUCCUCUCGACUUACUCAGCAAGCUCAAAAUCGUCUCAAAAGAACACGGUAUCAAAACGUUACAUGGUCUUCUCAAGGCUAUUUACAUGGUAGGCGUAUGGUCGGUCUACCGACAUACCCUUACUCCAUUUAUCAUACGGGGUUCUACACCUCGAUCAGAGAGAGAUUCAGCAUUGGGUCAUCCUCUAUGUACUGGUAAUUUCGUCAGUUCUCAUAAAGUGGAUAUUCCCUUAGAGGGGAAUGACGAUUUCUGGACAGUCGCUACGAAAGUUUCAAAUCAUCUUAUCGAUCCUCAAUCGAUUAAAUACGGUAGAAUGGAUAUGGGUAUGCUAGCUUGGGUACCAGAUGGUGAAUUCGAUCCUCCUCAUGAAGAUCCUCGACGUGUGACCAAAUGGGAAGAUUUCUUCUUGACUCAGGCAUACUCUGAGACUCCCUUCAACGAGAGUUUCAGCUUCUCCAAUUUAGGUGUAACGAAAUUACCUCAAGGAGCGGAAGAUCUGAUAUGGGGUCAAGAAGCUUCGCCUUAUGCACCACCUUUCAAUGUGAGCUUGAUCAGUCACGAGGCCGGAUUGAGGUUGGUCACGGUGUGGAAGGAAGGGUCAGUCGCGGUGGAAGAAGAAGUUAAACGGAUGGAGACGGUAUUUGAGGGGGUGCUUAGAAAAUUGGUUGAGGGAGUUGAAGAUACGACAUUGGCGAGUCUGACCAAGCUAUAG